GUCUCUUCUUGGUUGCGCCCACCGCUCUCAGGGUCCCGCCUGUCCUCCCCCUCCCCCUCCAAACACGAAACUUUUUUUCAACACACCGCAUACACACAGCCAGACAGCCACACCACAAAAUGUCUGCUUCACCGCCCCCAGAGGAACGCGAAAAGGCUGACGCCGAUGCCCGCGCAAAGGAGCAGGCUGAGCAGGCCACUUUGCCGUACAAGUGGGACCAGACCAUCAAGGACCUUGACAUCACCAUCACCAUUGACGCCAAGUAUAAAGGCAAGGACCUCGACAUCAACAUUGGUCGCAACUCCAUCAAGGCUGGCAUCAAGGGCGAGACACCCAUCCUGCACGGCGACUUCCCCCACUCCAUCCGCGUCGACGACUCCACCUGGACACUAGCCUCGACCGGCUCCGCAAAAGAAAUCUCAAUCCAUCUCGACAAAGUCAACCAGCUCGAGUGGUGGCCUCAUGUUGUCACCACUGCCCCCAAGAUCGAUACCUCCAAGAUCCAGCCUGAGAACAGCAAGCUGGGCGACCUCGACGGAGAGACGCGGGGCAUGGUCGAGAAGAUGAUGUACGACCAGAGGCAAAAGGAACAGGGCAAGCCUACCAGCGACGAGCAGAAAAAGGCCGACAUCUUGAAGAAGUUUCAGGAGCAACAUCCUGAGAUGGACUUUUCAAAUGCCAAAAUCGGCUGAUGAGAUACGUAAUUAUGGGCACUCCAGCCACGUGACGAAGAAUACGCUCAUGGACGUGAUAAAGAUAAACCAGCGGAGGAACCACAAGGCCACACUGGGUCGUACGCAUAGAAGGCAAUUAGCGAUCGGCGAU
Bipolaris sorokiniana ND90Pr is the source of this 825-nucleotide messenger RNA. RefSeq lists its product as uncharacterized. Lineage: Eukaryota; Fungi; Ascomycota; Dothideomycetes; Pleosporales; Pleosporaceae. The coding region runs from base 120 to 692 and encodes 190 amino acids. Gene Ontology annotation, cellular component: cytoplasm. Gene Ontology annotation, biological process: protein folding. The transcript has a single exon. The record is from RefSeq and is a predicted model, not a curated record.